Salvelinus fontinalis (brook trout) is the source of this 4968-nucleotide messenger RNA. RefSeq names its product sodium/potassium-transporting ATPase subunit beta-233-like. Gene Ontology annotation, biological process: sodium ion export across plasma membrane; intracellular potassium ion homeostasis; potassium ion import across plasma membrane. The record is from RefSeq and is a predicted model, not a curated record. Gene Ontology annotation, molecular function: ATPase activator activity. Gene Ontology annotation, cellular component: sodium:potassium-exchanging ATPase complex. Bases 178 to 1092 code for a protein of 304 amino acids. The transcript is spliced from 6 exons. NCBI's taxonomy places the organism in Eukaryota, Metazoa, Chordata, Actinopteri, Salmoniformes, Salmonidae.
AAGAGUUUGCGGGCGGAGUCGGUUACCGUAAGAGAUAAAUUGUGCGCGGUACAAUAGGGAGAGCCCGGGUACGACGCUGUCCUUUACUAUUCUGUACAGGGGAUCGUUUGGGAAUCUGGUACCUUAAGCCCAUUAGAGCACCUUAAUUGAAAAGUGAAAUUAUAAAGCAAAAAAAAUAUGUCGGCAAAUAAAGAUGGAGACGGUGGAUGGAAGAGCUUUCUGUGGAAUUCGGAAAGGAAGGAAUUUCUAGGACGCACGGGUGGCAGUUGGUUUAAAAUCUUGUUGUUCUACCUGAUCUUCUAUGGAUGCUUGGCUGGGAUUUUCAUCGGGACCAUCCAGGCCCUGCUGCUAACCCUUAGUAACUACAAACCCACCUACCAGGACAGAGUCGCCCCACCAGGUUUAUCCCACACCCCACGCUCUGAAAAGUUUGAGAUCUCUUACAAUGUCAACGAUGUGGAGACGUAUCUGAAGUACACCAAGAGCAUCAAGGAGUUCCUGGAGAUGUACGAUGAUGAGAGGCAGACCGACCAGAUGAAGUACGAAGACUGUGGAGAAUUACCUGGAUCGUACAUUGACCGUGGUGAGCUGGAGAGUGACGUUGGAGCGAGGAAGGCCUGCAGGUUCAAGCGGACCUGGCUGGGACCCUGUGCUGGUCUGGAAGGUCACGACGAAAACUUUGGCUUCAAGGAUGGGAAACCCUGCCUGAUCGCCAAGCUCAACAGGAUCAUCAACUUCAGACCAAGGCCUCCAACCAACAACGCCUCCGUCCCUGAAGCCGGCCACAUCAGAGUCCAGGCCAACGUCAUGCCCAUCCACUGUCAGAACAAGAGAGAGGAGGAUGCUAGCAAGAUUGGUGAGAUCAAGUACUACGGCAUGGGCAUGGGGUUCCCCCUCCAGUACUACCCCUACUAUGGCAAGCUGCUGCAUCCCCAGUACCUGCAACCUCUGGUGGCCAUUCAGUUUACCAACCUCACCUUCAACGAGGAGCUGCGUCUUGAGUGCAAAGUGUACGGAGCGAACAUUGACUACAGCGAGAAAGAUCGCUACCAAGGACGCUUUGACGUUAAGUUCACUAUCGCCAAUUCAUGACCUCAGCUAUGAAAAUAGCACUUUUCUCUGCCCCUAUUUCAAAACAAGUUGAUUUAGAGAAAUAAAGAAAAAUAGUUAAAUUAAAACACGACUAGUCUUGGAACAAACUUUCAAAAUAUACGGGACCUACUGUUAAUCUGUGUGCUUUAAACUGGCUUCCUGCAUAAUGUCUAGGGUUAGAAUGUACAUUUCACCGGCUUCCUGCAUAAUGUCUAGGGUUAGAAUGUACAUUACACCGGCUUCCUGCAUAAUGUCUAGGGUUAGAAUGUACAUUUCACCGGCUUCCUGCAUAAUGUCUAGGGUUAGAAUGUACAUUACACCGGCUUCCUGCAUAAUGUCUAGGGUUAGAAUGUACAUUACACCGGCUUCCUGCAUAAUGUCUAGGGUUAGAAUGUACAUUACACCGGCUUCCUGCAUAAUGUCUAGGGUUAGAAUGUACAUUUCACCGGCUUCCUGCAUAAUGUCUAGGGUUAGAAUGUACAUUACACCGGCUUCCUGCAUAAUGUCUAGGGUUAGAAUGUACAUUACACCGGCUUCCUGCAUAAUGUCUAGGGUUAGAAUGUACAUUUCACCGGCUUCCUGCAUAAUGUCCAGGGUUAGAAUGUACAUUUCACCGGCUUCCUGCAUAAUGUCUAGGGUUAGAAUGUACAUUUCACCGGCUUCCUGCAUAAUGUCUAGGGUUAGAAUGUACAUUUCACCGGCUUCCUGCAUAAUGUCCAGGGUUAGAAUGUACAUUUCACCGGCUUCCUGCAUAAUGUCUAGGGUUAGAAUGUACAUUUCACCGGCUUCCUGCAUAAUGUCUAGGGUUAGAAUGUACAUUAAACCGGCUUCCUGCAUAAUGUCUAUAGUUGGAAUGUAAAUUACAGGAAGAGUAACAAUAGCAACAUAUUUAUUCUACUGUAAAUGAGAAGUCCUUGAGCCAUGGGACAUUCAUCUUUUACUGUAAAUAACAAUUCCACUACUGAUAUGUAGCGAGCAGUGUUUCUGUCUGUCCGCUAAGUAGUCUGCCUAAUGUGCUUUCUAUAUAUUUUUGGAGUGUCCAGUACAGUAGUGGCAUACAGUGGUCCUUUCCAAGCCAUGUUGUAAUUUCUCUUGUCUAUUGUCAGUAAGCUUUAGUGGUCCAAGGUGUGUGUGUCUUAGUGUUUGUGUUUAUGUGUUAAGUGUGUUAGUUUAUUAAAUGUGAGUGUGUGGAUGUGUGUUAAUGUACUCUUUACUAAAUUAAAUUACUGGCAUGGUACGCUCUGAUCUCUCUAGGUCUGAGUGAUCUCUCUCUAGGUAUGUGUGUGACUUAUCUCUCUCUAGGUCUGUGUGUGACUUAUCUCUCUCUAGGUCUGUGUGUGACUUAUCUCUCUCUAGGUCUGUGUGUGACUUAUCUCUCUCUAGGUCUGUGUGUGACGUAUCUCUCUCUAGGUCUGUGUGUGACUUAUCUCUCUCUAGGUCUGUGUGUGACUUAUCUCUCUCUAGGUCUGUGUGUGACUUAUCUCUCUCUAGGUAUGUGUGUGACUUAUCUCUCUCUAGGUCUGUGUGUGACUUAUCUCUCUCUAGGUAUGUGUGUGACUUAUCUCUCUCUAGGUCUGUGUGUGACUUAUCUCUCUCUAGGUCUGUGUGUGACUUAUCUCUCUCUAGGUCUGUGUGUGACUUAUCUCUCUCUAGGUCUGUGUGUGACGUAUCUCUCUCUAGGUCUGUGUGUGACUUAUCUCUCUCUAGGUCUGUGUGUGACUUAUCUCUCUCUAGGUCUGUGUGUGACUUAUCUCUCUCUAGGUCUGUGUGAUCUCUCUCUAGGUCUGUGUGUGACUUAUCUCUCUCUAGGUCUGUGUGAUCUCUCUCUAGGUCUGUGUGAUCGCUCUAGGUCUGUUUGAUCUCUCUAGGCCUGUGUGAUCUCUCUAGGUCUGUGUGAUCUCUCUCUAGGUCUGUGAGAUCUCUCUCUAGGUCUGUGUGAUCUCUCUAGGUCUGUGUGAUCUCUCUAGGUCUGUGUGAUCUCUCUCUAGGUCUGUGUGAUCUCUCUCUAGGUCUGUGUGAUCUCUCUAGGUCUGUGUGAUCUCUCUAGGUCUGUGUGAUCUCUCUAGGUCUGUGUGAUCUCUCUCUAGGUCUGUGAGAUCUCUCUCUAGGUCUGUGUGAUCUCUCUAGGUCUGUGUGAUCUCUCUAGGUCUGUGUGAUCUCUUUCUAGGUCUGUGUGAUCUCUCUCUAGGUCUGUGUGAUCUCUCUCUAGGUCUGUGUGAUCUCUCUAGGUCUGUGUGAUCUCUCUAGGUGUAUGUGAUCUCUCUCUUGGUCUGUCUGAUCUCUCUCUAGGUCUGUGUGAUCUCUCUCUAGGUCUGUGUGAUCUCUCUAGGUCUGUGUGAUCUCUCUAGGUCUGUGUGAUCUCUCUAGGUCUGUGUGAUCUAUCUCUAGGUCUAUGUGAUCUCUCUCUAGGUCUGUGUGAUCUCUCUCUAAGUCUGUGUGAUCUCUCUAGGUCUGUGUGCUCUCUCUAUGUCUGUGUGAUCUCUCUCUAGGUCUGUGUGAUCUCUCUAGGUCUAUGUGAUCUCUCUCUAGGUCUGUGUGAUCUCUCUCUAGGUCUGUGUGAUCUCUCUCUCUAAGUCUGUGUGGUCUCUCUAGGUCUGUGUGAUCUCUCUCUAGGUCUGUGUGAUCUCUCUAGGUCUGUGUGAUCUCUCUAGGUCUAUGUGAUCUCUCUAGGUCUGUGUGAUCUCUCUCUAGGUCGGUGUGAUCUCUCUCUAGGUCUGUGUGAUCUCUCUCUAGGUCUGUGUGUUAUCUCUCUAGGUCUGUGUGAUCUCUCUCUAUGUCUGUGUGAUCUCUCUAGGUCUGUGUGAUCUCUCUCUAGGUCUGUGUGAUCUCUCUAGGUCUGUGUGAUCUCUCUCUAGGUCUGUGUGAUCUCUCUCUAGGUCUAUGUGAUCUCUCUCUGGGUCUGUGUGAUCUCUCUCUAGGUCUGUGUGAUCUCUUUCUAGGUCUAUGUGAUCUCUCUCUAGGUCUAUGUGAUCUCUAUAGGUCUGUGUGAUCUCUCUCUAUGUCUGUGUGAUCUCUCUAGGUCUGUGUGAUCUCUCUCUAGGUCUGUCAGUAAAUAGCUGCACACCCUGGAAUGCUUUACCUUCAUUUAUUUUUCAGUUUAUUGGGAGAAUCAUUUUUGUUUGAUGCUUCUCUUCUUCUCUCUGUUUGAUGCUUCUCCUUCCACCUCCUCCUCUUCUUCUCUCUGUUUGAUGCUUCUCCUUCCACUUCCUCUUCUCUCUGUUUGAUGCUUCUCCUCCUCUUCUUCUUUCUGUUUGAUGCUUCUCCUUCCACCUCCUCCUCUUCUUCUCUCUGUUUGAUGCUUCUCCUCCUCUUCUUCUUUCUGUUUGAUGCUUCUCCUUCCACCUCCUCCUCUUCUUCUCUCUGUUUGAUGCUUCUCCUCUUCUUCUCUCUGUUUGAUGCUUCUCCUCCUCUUCUUCUCUCUGUAGUCUACAACUAGCUGUGUUCUGUGUGUCCAGCAGCAGGCAGGGGAGACUAGCUUCCUUCCUCCUUCAUGGAGACACUGACAGCAACUCAGUGCUUUUAAAAACAAAACCAUUUUGUUGUUGCUGGAGACAUCACAUGACGUGGUGUAACUUUCUAACAAAUGUUUUAGUCAUUUUCACGGUGGAAGAAUUAUAUAUUUAUGCAGUUGUACAUUUUUUUUUUUUUUUUUUUUUUUUUUAGCAGGAAAAAGUCUAAAUGUAUGAAUCCGGUACCAAAGUCGCUGGUCAAAAAGUUAGAAUAUCAGAAGCAAUGCAGUACCCUGUGUAAUAGGAUGUUUUGUUGGUGUAAAAGUGAUUCGUGUUUAUCAUCCGGACCUUUGUCAGUAGUCCGUCUGCUCCUGUCAUUCAAUUAAAUCUGGGUAAGACCUUAAAGACAAAUAAAUUGAGAAAUGUA